Leptosia nina is the source of this 456-nucleotide messenger RNA. NCBI's taxonomy places the organism in Eukaryota, Metazoa, Arthropoda, Insecta, Lepidoptera, Pieridae. The record is from the annotation of a GenBank genome assembly.
AUGGCAGCCCUACCACGUAGGAUAAUCAAAGAGACACAGCGAUUGAUGCAGGAACCCGUACCGGGAAUAAGUGCGGUUCCAAGUGAGACCAAUGCGCGUUAUUUCCACGUGCUCGUCACGGGCCCCGAGGACUCGCCUUUCGAAGGAGGACUAUUCAAAUUAGAACUAUUCCUGCCAGAAGAUUAUCCAAUGUCAGCACCGAAGGUUAGAUUUAUAACAAAAAUAUAUCAUCCUAAUAUAGACCGGCUUGGCCGCAUAUGCCUGGACAUAUUGAAAGAUAAAUGGAGUCCAGCUCUGCAAAUUCGUACGGUGCUUCUAUCUAUCCAGGCUCUACUCUCCGCGCCAAACCCUGACGAUCCGCUUGCAAACGACGUUGCAGAACUGUGGAAAGUAAACGAAAGUGAGGCAAUCCGAAAUGCCAAGGAGUGGACCCGAAGAUAUGCCAUGCUCAACUGA